Molecule: messenger RNA, 1602 nt
Organism: Trametes versicolor FP-101664 SS1
Lineage: Eukaryota; Fungi; Basidiomycota; Agaricomycetes; Polyporales; Polyporaceae
Exons: 6
Coding region: 101-1597 (498 amino acids)
Source: RefSeq, a predicted model, not a curated record
GUUGUGCUCGCUCAGCUCGCCCGGCUACCCGCGUUGCCAUCUUGCUUGUCGACCGCGACCACGAUUGUCUCGUAGUCACACCACUGCCAGCGCGCACAAAAUGAGCGAGGCUAUGGCUGCUGAGGGUGCUGUGACCGCACCGGCGGCGCGUCCGACAGGAGCAGAAGUGGCACCGACAGAGCAGCCGCAAGCUCCGCCGUUCUCGGGCGAGGCGGAUCCGGAGAUCAUGUCCGUCCUCGCGAAGACGCAGAACAAGUGCUUCGCGGAGAUGGGCUACUUCCCUACGCUUCUGCAGGAGCACCACGAGCUGCAGCGCCAGUACGCGCUGCUGAGGAGCGACAAUCAGAAGCUGUACGCGGACAACUACAACCUCGCGCAGUUCAUCCACGCGCAGGACGCGCGCAUGAAGGACAUCCGCGCGCCGAUCGAGCAGAGCAAGCGCGCCAACGAGGAGAUGGAGGGCCGAUUGCAUGCAGCGUUGAACGAGAUUAUGCUCCUCCGACAAGAGCUGUCGCGGUUUAUCCCCUCGGCGGUCAUGGUCCCCGCGCACGAGAGGAUGAUGGUCCAGCAUCCGCAGCAGCAGGUCGCCCAGCAGCGGGUUGUGUCGAUCCCGGCUCAGCAGAUGGUCGCCCAGCAAACACCGACCCUCGCCGCGUACAAACAACGGCCACCUCAGCAACACCGGGCAAUUCAACCGCUCCCGGCAGUUCGUUCGCAUCCCGAGCUUUCACCCAUCAACACCUCCGCGCCUCCCAAUAUUGCUUACCAUCGCCGCACAUCGGCUCCAGUCGUUAUGCCCAACGGCGCUGGUCCGAGCUCUUCGUCCGCCUCUCCCCUCGGCAAUUUUAAUGGCCUUAGUCUCCAGUCGCCAGCGCCGACGACCCCUAAUUCGAGCCGGCCAUCUACGUCCGGCGCGCCCACCGGCGGUCCUCCUGCUGCUUCUCGAUCAGUGUCUGGCCCCGUAAGCAGUCUGCACAGAGUGCCACAGCCACAAAGGGUUUCUACCAGCUCCCUAGCGGGCGCUUUCAUAGACCUGACGGCAGAUGAGUCCCGAGCCCAGGAGGGCUCUAGGAAACGCCGUAAAACCGACCACGGGCCGGAGAUGGCUGGUUCGCCCGCUCAGCAGUACCCGGUGCAGACUGCGACGCCUAUAACGCCCUCCUCGUGGAACCCACCCGAAGGAUAUGACACCUCCGUGCUACUCAAUGCUUCGCCCUUCCCCUCCGCGUCUACCAGCGACUUGCCCCCAGUCACCUCACAACCCCCCAGUGUGGCAGAGGCGAGUAAACCACUUGACACCUUCCCGCCACAACCACCACCUAGCAAUGAUGUGGUCAUGGAGCAGCAGUCUUCCGUGGAGGAGGACUGUCUGGAGGCGAACUUUGACGACGACGAUGAAGACGAGAACAAGCUAUGGUGCAAGAUGUGCAGAUCUCGAUUUAAAGCCGGCCACACGACGGAGGCUCCACAGCCCUUCGACAACGUGUCGCAACAGGAGCUGAUCGCGCACUGCGAGAGUGUGCACCCCCGCGGGUGGGAGAUCCUCAAACAGAAAGUAUCCGAACAACGUGCCGCCGAAUCACAGCCGCCAGCAUAACACUU